AUGUUCCCCCCACCGGUCCCCGCCCCCGGAUGCUCCCCCGAAGAGGCCGUCUUGCACCAAAGCACCGUGUUCUGGUCCACAAAAACGUUCCCGAACGAUAACACCUCAAGUAACUUUCUGGAUGGGACGCUCCAACCUCCACCGUCGGCGGAAGUGUUCUCCGCAUGGUGGAUUUCGCACCAGGUCUUUCUAGCCCCCUGCACCGGAACCCUGUCGCUCGACUACGCGGUGCUCCUAAGCGGGGACUAUGUGGAGGUGGAGCUCGACAACCAGGUCUGCGUCCGCUUGGGACCGGGCGACGUAUUGAUUCAGAGGUGA
Penicillium macrosclerotiorum is the source of this 318-nucleotide messenger RNA. RefSeq lists its product as uncharacterized. NCBI's taxonomy places the organism in Eukaryota, Fungi, Ascomycota, Eurotiomycetes, Eurotiales, Aspergillaceae. The coding region runs from base 1 to 318 and encodes 105 amino acids. The transcript has a single exon. The record is from RefSeq and is a predicted model, not a curated record.